AUGUCGACUACACUACACUAUUGCCAUAGGUGCAAUCCUCCUACUGAACCUGACGAUGAUCUUGCGGAUAGUAGUGUGCGAUCCAGGUGCUACUAUGCUAUGAUGCGUUGUUCUGCGAAAACCAGAUCUUGCUUGAGUUCUAUUGGUCCGGACAGAUACGACGAUAGCGAUGCUUUGAACGAUAAUGUGUUCAAUCCGCUCGAAGCUCUCAACGCAUGCAUCACUUGUGGAGUGCAUUGCCAUCGAGUAUGCGCUGGUCCACCGUGGUCCACCUACACUCCGGAGGAUGAUGGAGAGGAAGAAAAAUGGCAAUGCGAGGAAUGCAGGUGA
Ostertagia ostertagi is the source of this 330-nucleotide messenger RNA. NCBI's taxonomy places the organism in Eukaryota, Metazoa, Nematoda, Chromadorea, Rhabditida, Trichostrongylidae. The record is from the annotation of a GenBank genome assembly.